This is a messenger RNA of Callorhinus ursinus (northern fur seal), 2488 nucleotides long. RefSeq names its product ribonucleic acid export 1 (gene RAE1). The record is from RefSeq and is a predicted model, not a curated record. Gene Ontology annotation, molecular function: protein binding. NCBI's taxonomy places the organism in Eukaryota, Metazoa, Chordata, Mammalia, Carnivora, Otariidae.
GUGGCUCCGAGGCGCCUGCGCGGUGGGUCCACGGUAAUUUGGGCCGUUUCCUCCACCGGCGUGAGGGUAUUUCGGCCCUUGGGGUUUCUGGGCGCCGCGGCUCGCCUUUGCCACCUCCGCGCCGAGCGGGUUCGCAGGCUCCCAAGUCCUUCCCGCUGCCCGCCACCGGCCCCCUGUCGCGGCGUGACUCUCAGGCAAGUGUCUGUUAAAUAGCAGCCGCCUUGGCCCUGGCUCCCUGCCGAGCGCCGGGUGUUUCUUAGAGGAGUCCAGACCGCCCUCUGUUCUUGGAGCUGACAUUUUCCUGGGGGAGAGGUUGAUGGCACACAAUACUAGGUCGUGACAGGUGCUACGAAGAAAACAGGGUGGUGUUAUCCGAGGUUGCAUAUGUUAAAUCAGGACGGCAGUGGAGCCUCUCAGGAGGUGACCUUUUUGGAAAAGGGCCAGAAUGAGUCUGUUUGGAACCACCUCGGGUUUUGGAACUAGCGGGACCAGCAUGUUUGGCAGCACAAGCACAGAUAACCACAACCCCAUGAAGGAUAUUGAAGUAACAUCCUCUCCUGAUGACAGCAUUGGUUGUCUAUCUUUUAGCCCACCAACCUUGCCCGGCAACUUUCUUAUUGCAGGAUCGUGGGCUAACGACGUUCGCUGCUGGGAAGUUCAAGAUAGUGGACAGACUAUUCCAAAAGCCCAGCAGAUGCACACGGGGCCUGUGUUAGAUGUCUGCUGGAGUGAUGAUGGGAGCAAAGUAUUUACAGCGUCAUGUGAUAAAACUGCCAAAAUGUGGGACCUCAACAGUAAUCAAGCAAUACAGAUUGCACAGCACGAUGCUCCUGUGAAAACCAUACAUUGGAUCAAAGCACCAAACUACAGCUGUGUGAUGACCGGGAGUUGGGAUAAGACUUUGAAGUUUUGGGAUACACGAUCAUCAAAUCCUAUGAUGGUGUUGCAGCUCCCUGAGAGGUGUUACUGUGCCGACGUGAUCUACCCUAUGGCCGUGGUGGCCACUGCAGAGAGAGGACUGAUUGUCUACCAGUUAGAGAAUCAACCUUCUGAAUUCAGGAGGAUAGAAUCUCCACUGAAACACCAGCAUCGAUGUGUGGCUAUUUUUAAAGACAAACAGAACAAGCCGACUGGUUUCGCCCUGGGAAGCAUCGAGGGGAGGGUUGCUAUUCACUACAUCAACCCCCCAAAUCCCGCCAAAGACAACUUUACCUUCAAAUGUCACCGCUCGAACGGAACCAAUACUUCAGCCCCUCAGGACAUCUACGCAGUAAAUGGGAUCGCAUUCCAUCCUGUCCAUGGCACUCUUGCCACUGUGGGAUCUGAUGGUAGAUUCAGCUUUUGGGACAAAGAUGCCAGAACGAAACUAAAAACUUCAGAACAGUUAGAUCAGCCGAUAUCGGCUUGCUGCUUCAAUCACAAUGGAAACAUAUUUGCGUAUGCUUCCAGCUACGACUGGUCAAAGGCCUCUGCUCUGCUCGUGACACCACACUUGGCAGUAACUGUGGACACAGCCUGGCGGCGAGAACUCACAAGAAAGGAGACAGGUCAGAGCAGGUGGGAGUCAUGUGCAGGAAGGCCCACCUCUGUUGCUGCCACGUUUGGUCUCACCCCGUGUUCUUCGAGACAGACACCGAAAUGGCCUGGAAACGCGGUGCUUUGUGUGCUUGUCUGCGAGCUUCUCCAGAGUCCUCUGCCAUCAAGGGGGCCUACUGAACCCUGCGCGCCUGACCCGUGUGAGGGGCGGCUUUGUCUGUCCUGGGCCUGGACACGAAGAUGCUUAGGUGGGAUUGGGUAGAACAGGGUGAACAGCCACCUUAGGACCAUGCGUCCUCGCCCUUCCUGAGAAACAGGAUUCUGCCGAGUGAGAAGCUGCUCAGAUGCCUGGUGUGUUUCUGGGCUGGUUCCCAUGCAGCUUCCUAAGCACGUUCAUCUGGUCACCAGUUUCACCAUGAUUUCCUUAUUUUUCUUUAAGUCGAUCCACUUCUAAAAAACACAGUUGCCCCCACAAAAUUAGUCACUGCCAUAAAUUUAAAGAAAAAAAUGACAUACGUGGAAAACUAUUAUCUUUUGCCCAAAGUUAGAAAAUAACCAUAAAAAUUUACACAAAGUAAGACCAUAAAAAGCCAUGAAAUAAUACAAUGGAAGUUAAAACAUACCACCUAACGUCCUCUUCGAGGGACAAAAUACCUCACUAGAAAAUUCUGUUAACGGGACAUUAUUCGGUAUGUUCUAGGCUGCUUGGUAGAACCUCUCUGCCAUUUUUGGAGUGACUUGGGGAAGUUUUUUUUUUUUUCAUUCAACCAAAAUGUGAUUUUUCCUUUGAAGGAGGGGCUCUGUGACAAAUGACCAAACACAUUAGGAACACGGAAGUCUGCAUUUUCCAGAUUAAAUCGUGAUCUCGUAGGUUGUGAAAUGACUAUAGUUUGCUACUAGCAUGUUUUCAAUGGAGCUGCAAGACAACAUUAAAAUAUAUUUUAUACGUUCA